AUGGCCGCUUCCACGACGCAAACCGCCCUCUCGCUCCUCACAGUGCGCAAUGUAUUCUUUAGUAUCAUCGCAUACUUCGUAUUGUCUUGGGCAGGACAAAUCAUCCGCUACCGCUUCUUCUCACCCAUCCGCGACUUUCCCGGUCCUUUCUGGGCCUCAGUGACUCGGCUAUGGAUCGCUUACCAUAACCUUAAAGAGGACGAGUGCGAGACCGAGCUUGCGCUGCAUAAGAAAUAUGGCCCCGUUCUCCGCAUAACACCAACCAUGCUCCUCGUUAGCGACGCCACCAAGCUCCCGGAAGUCUACGCCCGCAACGCCAACAAGUCCAAGUACUACGUGACGGGCAGCUUCGGCAAGACCGAAUCGCUGUUCAACAUGCAGGAACACCGUGUGCACGCGCAUUACCGCAAGAUCGCAGCCGGUCCCUACGCCUUCUCCAACAUCAAGAAGAUGGAGCCGCUCGUCGACGCCCGCAUGAAGGACUGGAUGGACAAAAUGGAAGAGAACUUUGCAGACACGGGCAAGAAGUUCGACUUUGCGCCUUGGGCGGUGUUUAUGGCUUAUGAUAUUAUUAGCGAGAUUGGGUUUGGAGCACCGAUUGGGUUUAUAGAGCAGGGCAAGGAUGUGGACGGGCUGAUCCAAGGGUUUCACGAUGGGCUGCCGGCUUUUGGACUUUUGGGCAGGCUUUGGCCGUUCACAUAUUCUGUCACCCGCACCUUCAGUUCCCUUUCUGAUGGACACGACGUACAGGUACCUCACAAGUUCAAUGUGCACGAAGAACUUAGGUCAGCUGGGAUUUUUCAUUACGACGCACGCCACUGCAACCUUCGGACGGAACCACCCUCUUCAGUUCCAUCCCUGCACAGCGAAAGCAAACAACAUAUCUCCCAGAUCCACCGCGAAGGUUUCACAGUCUAG
Molecule: messenger RNA, 918 nt
Organism: Saxophila tyrrhenica
Lineage: Eukaryota; Fungi; Ascomycota; Dothideomycetes; Mycosphaerellales; Extremaceae
Exons: 2
Coding region: 1-918 (305 amino acids)
Molecular function (GO): monooxygenase activity; iron ion binding; heme binding
Source: RefSeq, a predicted model, not a curated record